GAACGAAGUUCUCGUUGGACAGCGUGUAUCAGCUGCUGUGGUGUAUAUCGCUCCAACGUUCCUGAUACGUGUCCGUCCCGUGUGUGGUGUCCGGUGUUUCUGCUAGCCGCAACGCUGGCGUAUCCCGAAUCUAUGGGGAUUGUCUGUCGUCGCGUCUUGCUGGGAUCUCUCUGUGUGUUCGCAUAAGGCGCCCGGCGCGCCUUCCCGUCACGAAUAAGCAUGUGUCGGGCACGACUGUUACUCCACUUUUUGGCCCUUAGCCUCCCCCUGGUCCGUACCGACGAGCACACUCACAUCUACGAGGACGGCGAUGAAGUUGUAUUAUGGAUGAGUACAGUAGGGCCGUAUCACAAUCGUCAGGAAACGUACUCUUAUUAUUCUCUACCUUUUUGUACGGGCACCAAGGAUGUCAUCAACCACUAUCACGAGACUCUUUCGGAAGCUCUUCAAGGAAUUGAGUUGAAGUUUAGUGGCUUAGAUAUCGAAUUCAAAGAGGAUAUCUCAAAAACAGAAUACUGCCAGAUAAAAUUAAAUGAAGAAAGUCAAAAGGCUUUUGUGUAUGCAGUAAAGAAUCAAUAUUGGUAUCAAAUGUACAUUGAUGACUUGCCAAUAUGGGGUGUUGUGGGAGAACCUGAAGAAAACAAUGGAAUUAUAUCCUAUCAUAUCUGGACACAUAAAAAGUUUGAUAUAGGAUACAAUGGUAAACAAAUAGUGGAUGUCAAUUUGACCAGUGAAAACAAAGUGAAACUGGUGCAAGGUGCACAUAUUCCUUUUAGCUAUGAGGUCAAUUGGAAGAAAAGUAACGUCAAGUUUGAGGAUAGAUUCGACAAAUAUCUGGAUCCUAACUUCUUUCAACACAGGAUACACUGGUUCAGCAUCUUUAAUAGUUUCAUGAUGGUAAUCUUCUUGGUUGGGUUGGUAUCCAUGAUUUUGAUGCGUACUUUGAGGAAGGAUUAUGCCAGAUACAGUAGAGAUGAAGAAAUGGAUGACAUGGAGAGAGAUCUGGGCGAUGAGUAUGGUUGGAAACAGGUACACGGAGACGUAUUCAGACCUGCAAGUCACGCCAUGCUUUUUUCAGCUCUUAUAGGUGCAGGUUAUCAGGUCACAGUGGUUGUACUGAGUGUAAUUAUUUUCGCUAUUUUGGGAGAACUUUACACGGAACGUGGGUCGAUGCUAUCGACAGCAAUAUUUGUGUACGCCGCCACGUCGCCUAUCAACGGUUACGCGGGCGGUGGACUGUACGCACGCAUGGGCGGGCGUGUAUGGAUCAAACAGAUGAUACUCAGCGCCUUCAUGUUACCACUACUAGUAUGUGGUACGGCCUUCUUCAUCAAUUUCAUCGCAAUGUAUUAUCACGCCAGCAGAGCGAUACCGUUCGGAUCUAUGGUCGCGGUUACGUGCAUCUGUAUAUUCGUGAUCUUACCGCUAACACUGGUAGGAACGAUUCUAGGGCGAAAUCUCGCCGGAACACCGGAUGCUCCGUGCAGAGUGAACGCAGUGCCACGUCCAAUCCCCGAGAAGAAGUGGUUCAUGGAGCCGUUGGUGAUCAUCAUGCUAGGUGGAAUCUUGCCUUUCGGUUCGAUCUUCAUUGAAAUGUACUUCAUCUUUACCUCAUUCUGGGCGUACAAGAUCUACUAUGUCUAUGGCUUCAUGUUACUAGUAUUCGUUAUUCUCAUGAUAGUGACGGUAUGCGUCACUAUUGUAUGUACAUAUUUCCUGCUGAACGCCGAAGACUACCGAUGGCAGUGGACGAGCUUUCUCGCAGCAGCUUCGACGGCCGGUUAUGUCUACAUUUAUUCAUUUUACUAUUUCUUCUUCAAAACCAAAAUGUAUGGUCUCUUCCAAACGGCAUUUUACUUCGGGUACAUGGCGUUGUUCAGCUUGGCCUUGGGUAUCAUGUGCGGGACGGUCGGAUACAUCGGCACUAAUGCCUUUGUGCGGAAAAUUUAUUCCACAGUCAAGAUAGAUUAAAAAGGAACACACAUCGCCGACGUAUGUCAUCAUUUGCAUCAUGAAUCGCAUGUAAUUUCCCGUACAGCGUGGUGCUCACUGCUUAGGAUGAAGGUGACGAGAUUAUCUCGCGCUUCUCCCAAUCGCGGGGAGAAAAUUCAUCCCAAACAGUGAUCACGUCGCUCGAGCGCGAUUCUCGUUCCGUCGAUUGACUCGAUUUACUUUUUAGGGGCGGCAUCGCAUACGCCGCUUAUCAUACGUUCUUCGUGACGUAUUACUAUUCUUCCAACGAAACUCACGCCGUCGCGCAUUACGAUCAGAUUUCGAACGACGUCCUCGUUUCGCUGUUCGCCCGUUAAUUUCUUUCGAGUCGCUCCGUCUCAAGGCGAGUAAAAGUGCUGUAAACGGAUCCUACCGUACUAGUAUGCGCGCAAUAUCGUGAGAACACAAGAGUCGUCUGUCAAUAAUAAAAUAAUUGUAAGUGUUAGUCGAAGUGUCCCAUGCGAACCCGAGCGGUUAUGUGAACGAGCACUCUUCGCGAUCGUGCAAAUUUAAGAUCAUCACGUCGCGUAUAUUUUGUCGUCGCAAUAUUUUUUAUCGGACUGGUACGCGCCAGUGAAGCUAACAAAUUUGUAAUGGUCGAUGGUUCGAUAUACAUUACGAGUUCCUUCGAGUUUGCACGAUUGCGAUUGUUUCUUGCGUGUGUAUGAAUAUACCUGGCGCGUGUCUCGUCGUAUCACUUGGAAACGCCAUGUAAAACUGAAGGAACUGUUGUGCGAGAGGAUUAACGAGUUCCCGCACUCUCUUGUAUGCUUUCUAGCUAAAUAAAAUUUAGUACGUGCGGUAAA
This is a messenger RNA of Odontomachus brunneus, 2798 nucleotides long. RefSeq names its product transmembrane 9 superfamily member 3 (gene TM9SF3). Gene Ontology annotation, cellular component: membrane. Gene Ontology annotation, biological process: protein localization to membrane. Bases 220 to 1971 code for a protein of 583 amino acids. The record is from RefSeq and is a predicted model, not a curated record. Lineage: Eukaryota; Metazoa; Arthropoda; Insecta; Hymenoptera; Formicidae. The transcript has 10 exons.